GCCUUUGAAGAUUCUUUGAGGAAGACAAUUAAGAAGGGCGACAUCGAUGAAAUAAUUUCCCAACUUUCCCCAAGAUCCUUGUCAAAGUGUUCCAAAAAUGCUUUGUUGAUGGCAAUGGAGGUAAUAAUUCACUUGCCGCAUUAUUGAAACUGACAACUAGCUGAUUUAAUUUACAAAAGGAGAAUUUUGAUCGCUUUUUCCUACUUUUCUGUCUGUAAAAACAUAGGCACAUUCAAAUUAGUGUUUAGUGCUAGAGAGAAACAGCAAAAAGGUAUCGCUGCCACAUUUUGAAUCAAACUUCUGAUUGUUAUUCUACACAUUGAUUGACUAUAUUCUUCGGAACCAUAUAAAUGUCCUCAAAGAAUUGUAAGAAAUAUAUUUACAGUUAAGUCUGUAUAACGGUAGCAGAAUCAUCGCUGUGAAAGGCCAGUGGAAAGACAGCCCAAAUCUUUAGUGUCUGAUUUGUUACUCUUCAGACAUGCCCCUUCUAGGCUCUGGUUGUUCAAAAGUUGGAUAGCGCUAUCCAUCAUCAUUAUCCAGCGGAAAGUGCAGAGACUAGGGACACCAUUGCGGGUAGCGUUAUCCACCCUAUAAAUAACUGAGGAUUUUAAAACAUUUUUUGAUACGGCACUUCAGUGCGUAGUCUUCCAACUUGGGAUUGCGCCACAAUCCGUAAAAUAUUAGUCAUUGUUUCUGGGACCAGCUGAUUGAUUUCCCUGUACUUAUCAACUGGAAAGUUAUUUAUCUGGUGGAUAGCACUACCCAGCUUUUGCACCACUGGCAUUGGUGAAUACUGACCUUUCUGUUUGCUAUUAUGUCACAGAUGAACUUCGAACUUCGUAGAUUAGCUGGCAAAAAAGGACCAGACGAAGAAGACUUGACGAAGAUGGCCAGUACUUUAGAUGAGUUCAUUUUCCGCCUUUUCGAUCCUCUAAGAUCAGGUGGACGAAUUCGAGACGUUUUCUUGAAAUCAGCUAUUAAUGACGUCCUGGAAGCUGCAAUUGAAUUCGAACAGAAAAACGUAAGUGAUCCUAAACGCGAGUCUCAGUUCUCAUUAAGAUUGUUUUUGGGUCGAAUCUCGCCAGGGACUUGCCUUAUAGUUUUGCAAUCUAAAAGCAUAGUUUAAUGCGAACUUUAUCAGUCUUAAAGGGACUAUGUCACGAGGAUAUCGCUAUAAUUUAAGGUCAAUUCUGUGCCAGUAUAUUACUUAGUGCCUACACAAUAUACUCCUAAAACACAAUACCACAUGGAAAGUGCUUUGUACGGUAUUUACCCGUUCCUUGUUUUUGUAUCAGAAAUCUUACUCGUUCGCUGCGCUCACUCGUUCGAUUUCUGAUACGUCAACAACUCGUGCGUAAAUACCGUACGCCCACACUUUCCAUUAAGUAUUCUCUAUAUAGAAUUAGGAAGAUACUGUUAUAAUAGUAGUUAAAGGAUUCGGUGUCGGCUUUCCAUGGACAGACAUGCUAAACAUUUAAAUGUUUAACCCAAGACUACCAAAAGAAUGAGUAACAUUCUGAAGACAUACCUCCAACAAGCGACCAUGCCUUCCAAAAUGCUGAUUCGGUAAAAGCAAUUGUCUGCUCUCCAUUGGUCGCCAGAUGUGCAAUUCAAAUAAUCGAGAGGUCAGGAUUCACAUUGAGGAUCCACUGAUACGUUAUAAGGAAUUUCAUAUUGCAAAUCACUCUUGUUAAUAUGCUUUAUUUGCAGUUUUUUGCUCAUCCUGUUAUAAAUACCCUGAUGUCAGAGAAAUGGCACGGUGAACUAGGAAUGAAGAGAAAACAAUCCUGGUUAACCAAGGAACGCUGGACAUGGGGAUUUCUCAAUAUCUGGUGUUUGUUCGAUAUAGUACUCUUUCCUUUCCUCUUCUUGGGUUUUGGAACUUACCAUUUUGUGCGAAAAAAGAUUAGAAACAGAAAAGGUAAGACCAGUUCCUAGUAAGCCUUUUUCAUUUGAUUCUGAUUUUGAUGAAACUCGUCGAAAGGUUUUCAGUGACUGUCACAAAAAAGCUAGACUUGACCCGGACGAUCUUACUUGUAAUCCAACUAAUUUUUAUUCUUAACCUCUUACAGUUCGAUACAGUCUUAAAGUCGUGAUAUUACCUUAUUACAUGUAGAUGUUAUUCAUUUAACAUGUGUUAAUCUGCUACCUUAUUACCAUCAUGGUGCCUUUGGCCAGUCGAAUAGGUAAUUUGGUUCAGACAAAAAGACAAACAAACAAGCAAACAAAAUUAAAAACGUUUAUACAAUAAAGCGAACAUUUCAUUCAUUUACAAUUUCCUGGGCUUGACAGUUACUCGCCAGCACAACACGUAGUACGCAACAACAAAAUCGUAUGUUUCAGUCUUGUCCCUUUUAAUUUUGCAGGUGCGUACAUAAACAAAAGCGACAUAUAUGGUGAGUUAAAGUCCGGUUUUCACUAGCGCAUAAGCAUAAGCAUAAGCACAAGCACAAACAUAUGUGUAAGCGAUUGAAAACUGGGUCGACGUAAGCAUAAGCAUAAGCACAAGUCAAAUGUGCCAUUCUGCGCGUGCGUAAAUCCUUAUGCUUAAGUGCUAGUGAAAACCACGCUCUGAUGAACUUUAAAAUUGUAUUUUACUGCGCUUUUCACAAACAUGCGAAUUUUGAAGUUCAAAAGCCAACUGACGAUUGCGCUUUUCGCUGCUGUCAAUCAUCUUAACGGACCUCUUAGGAAACAAAACUUUACUUAAACGGGUUCAAAAGGUCAAGGUUUGUGAUUUGUGAUUGGUGGAUUUCGAUCCGUUUUGUGUGUUUUUUGUGUUUCAAGGUUCGUUGCUUGUGAUCGUAAUUAUGAUUGACGGCAGUGAAAAACGCAAUUGUGAAGGCGGCUUUUGAACUUUAGAGUUCGCAUGUUUGUGAAAAGCGCAGUAAUAUAAUUGCACGUGAUUUUGUAAUAAUAAUAUAUAGAUUUAGCCAGGGCUAAAAGCGAAGCUCUGGUUAAUAAUACUUAUAAACAAAAAAAAGUAAAUCGUGUAAUGCUAAACGGGGACGGCAAAGAAAAUGGCAUCAAGAUCAAUCGAUCUAAUUAGCAAAAAAAAAUUGCACGUGCAACACGCUUUUUGUCUUUCUUUGCCGUUGUUUUGCGCAACUACAACGCUGUUAUCCACGUGAGUGUAAACAUCAAAAAUAAAGUUGAAAAAGACACGACUUUGUUGUUGUUUUUCUUUCUAAAAGUCCGGGCGGCCAUGCGAUUUCUUUCCAAAUAAAACGUUGAGUAUUCAGCAUCUAUAGAACUUGAACCAAAUAAAAGUUAUAUUAAGUCCUGGUAGCGCGUUAAACUUAGCCGACAUUCCAUCAUUUUAAUGCAUGCCUGGAUAGCUAGUCAUUGAGAAUUUCGGGACAAUGAAAGAGGUAUGGUCGAUGAAAUGAGGUAUGGUCAAUACUGAGUAUUGACCAUACUGCUCAUUUGUUGAAUAACAUGACGAGAACGCACCUAAGAUAUCAGCCCAGUACUGACAUUAUACCAUCCAAUCUAUGUUUAUCCUAAUAGUAAAUAUAUAGUAGUCACGACACUUUUUACCACUUUCCGAAUGCGAGGAUUUCCUUUCUGUUUUAUUUCCAUAGAUUGGUACCUCCAGUACUUCAAUACUCCUUAUUUCAUCUUCCUUCGCGAUACAAUGAGUUACCUGAUCCAUCUUGGCCUCCACUUUGCUGUUUGCCUAGCCCCAUCAAGCAUUUCGUUCAGCAGGUUAGAGUGGGCCAUUUGGGUUUUCUACAUGGGAAGAAUAGUCAUGGAAAGCAAGCAGUUUGGUGAUAUAAAAGUUCAUCGUGUUAAAGAGGAAGGGAUUUCACUUGACGGUUCAAUGGAUUUAAUUGAAGUAUCAUUUGAACCACAAGGAAGCAGCCGCAAAACAAGUCCGACGUCACUAACAACAAAGAAGUUUUCAAAGUAUUUAAGGUAUAUAACCUCUGAUAAUAUGGUACUUAUUUACGCAGUGUUCAAAGAAAAUGAUAUUGGUAAAUAUAAUAGUAUGUAUGUGAUCACGAGAACGGACAAGAAUCUUGGUGCUCCGUAACUUUCUUAAUUUCUCUUCGAUUCUUGCUUAUUUCUUUAAUGUGAAUAUAAUUGUAAACUAUAAUUGAUCGGCCUAGAAUAGAAUUUUUGCUAAUUGUGUGGACUUGUUGCAUGAAGUUCGUUCAAGAUUGUUGUUGUUUAAUAAUAAUGUCUAAGUGAAAAUUAUAAUUGAAUUAGGCCAGUUGCUUGCUGUAUAAGAUGCUGGUCUUUCGCUUUUAUUCUAAAUUCUAUUUAUUGUUUUUUUUCUUAAUAUAGAGGUAUAUAAACAGUAGAACCCCGAUAAUUUGAACUCUGAAGGGAAACUUAAAACAGUUAACGCAAGCGAGGGUUCGAAAAAAAGGUGCUAGGGGAUGGCAUCCAAAUGGAGUUACAAUCACGGAAUCACGGAAGAAUCACGGAAUUCGAGUUUUCGGGAUACAUUUUAGUGAAUUUUUGAACAUGGCCAUCUGAAAAUGUUCGAAUCAGUCAAGGUACCUUGAUGCGUGUGUACAAGAACAAAAGCUUCCGUUAAACAGUGUACAACUACGGGUUCAAUUUUUAGACGGAAGUGUUAAUUUGUUGGCUUUCUGUGAGGGGUUAAGAAUUUAUCUUUACUAAAAUAGUCCAUUUUUUCCCCUGCAGUGAUCAGUGGAACGUCUUAGAUCUCACGACACUUAUCAUCUACCUUGUUAUCUUUGUAUUGAGAAUGGUCACGUGGGGCUUAUCCAAUUCAGUGGAAAACGACCGAGUCCUUCUGAUUACUGGGUACCUUUAUGGCCUCAGCACCCUGAUUCUAACGUUCAGAGCAUUCGGUCACAUGAUGGAAAACACGAGAGAAGUUGGCUCUAUUCAGAUUGCAUUGUUUCAUAUCGUCAGCGAUGUUGUGGCUAUAUUUUGGCAGUUCAUAGCGGCUAUCCUAGCAUUCUCCAUUGCCAUUACUAAAGUUUAUAUGGCAGAAAAAUCAUAUCUUGAAAAAGAAAACAGAGACAAGAAUACGUAAGUAAACGAACCUUUUUAGCUUUUAAGAGUGGCUAAUCAAGUAACAUAUGUGCUUGUUCAACCGUUGUCGCUAACGUUUAGCAGAGUUGAGAACUUUCUUUCUUACAUUUCAGGGCUUGCAAUGCAAUUGGUUAUUCUUGGUAGGUUUAUCCAGUUUUUCAUUUAUCAUAAUAAAUAACUUUGCUUUGAGGCUACAAGAGUCUUUUGAGACAAACAAACAAAAAAUCUCUUAAAUUUUUGUACGGUAACUUCAGUUUUAGACCAUUAAUAGCUAUGUUAAUCUAUCGGAACAAAUCCAUUGGCCUUCUAAAUACAGGUCUUUUUAGGAAGUCACAGAAAAGUGAAAUUUAAAAGGUACAUUGGUACAUUUUUACGGACAUGAAUCAUGUUGUAUUUGUAGAAUAUUGCUCAUUUCAAUUGAACAACAUGCUGAUGUUGUGUUUUCAAAAAGUCAAUCUUGUUUACACAUUAUAUUAUGGAACUACCUUUUCAUGUACAUUACAUGUGUCUUGCUAAAACCAUUGUUUAUUUGUUUAUUGUUUAUUGUUUUGUUUGCCAAAAAUUGUACAACUCAAAUAAAAUCUAAUUACUUAAACUCUCAUGGCGAGGAAGCCUAAGAGAAGCCACCUGGCUUAUAAGGAAUGGGCUCCCUCAGUUAGAUAAUUAAACAAAAAAUAUUAUCAUAAUUACACACGGGAAAAUCAAUGGCAGAGCUACAGUAAAUCUUAAAAUAAGUAUAAAUAAAUGGUGGAGGGGAUCAGACUGUGAGUGGUGGGUUGAGUCCAUUGUUAGGAAUAAUUUGUGAAAUGUUGAAUCAGUUGGUCAGGGAAAUUUAACAUUUUCCGGAAAAAGUCAGGGAAAAGCCAGGGAGUUUUAAAAACCGUGGCAACCAUGCAUGAAUUAGACUUUUAAGAGAAUUCUCAAUGCACUUACAAUAGUACAUUAAAUGAAAAUGAACUUUGUAAAGUAAUUGUUUCUAAUAAGAAAAGUUUUCAAUUGUUGCAUAAAAGUGGAAACAGAUUCAUAGUAUUCGAUAUGAUUAGGUAAACUGUUCCAGAUGUUCGGUGCAUAAUAUGAAAACGAGCGGUAGCCAUAAGUCACGGUAUUAAGAGAAGGAACUUUAUAUUGUAAUCUAUUAGAUGAGGGGAGAAAACAAGCCGGCUAGUAUUUGAGAAGGCGUAAAGACAAAUAGUAAGGUGCUCAGCUAAAUCAUUUAAAUUUUAAAUGUUGACGAUAGCUGUUAUAACUGGACCUAUGACAUCGAGGUGAUUGUUUUGAAGAUGAGUCGGUACUGGGUCGAGUGAAUAGGACAUACUCAAAAUUUUAAAUGUUGACGAUAGCUGUUAUAACUGGACCUAUGACAUCGAGGUGAUUGUUUUGAAGAUGAGUCGGUACUGGGUCGAGUGAAUAAGACAUACUCAAAAUUUUAAAUGUUGACGAUAGCUGUUAUAACUGGACCUAUGACAUCGAGGUGAUUGUUUUGAAGAUGAGUCGGUACUGGGUCGAGUGAAUAAGACAUACUCAAAAUUUUAAAUGUUGACGAUAGCUGUUAUAACUGGACCUAUGACAUCGAGGUGAUUGUUUUGAAGAUGAGUCGGUACUGGGUCGAGUGAAUAAGACAUACUCAAAAGUGGGGACUAAAAUACGCUUGUCAUUUGACAAGCCACUUUUAAAGAUUUUUUUCUGGCGCGUUUUUUUCUUAAUUGAAGUUUUAAGCGCUACUAAGUUGUCAAGAUAACCGAUAUAAAACUUUUCAAACGGUUUUUAUCAUCAAUUUAUAAAAGACUUAAAAUUCCGUAAAAACGAAGCUAUAGUGUUCAAUUCGAAGGUACUUUCAUAUUCAUAGUUGGUGGGCAAUAGUCAAGCAUCUUUGUUGGUCUUUGCUUGGUAUUGUGGAACUUGAUCCUUUGGAUUCAGCUGACGCUGCGACAGUGACCGUGGUCCGCAUCCUGUAUAGUGUUUACCUCAUCAUGGGAGUUAUCUUGCUUGUCAACAUGAUGAUAGCACUUCUGUCCAGCACUUACCAGCGAGUUCAAGUAAGUUAAAAUAAUUGAAGCAUAGCGGAGCGCCAUGGAUAAUAUUUAAAAUUUUGCUAUCUAUGCAUCCAGUUGAAGUAUGUUCGAGUUUGGAUUCGAGUUGGAAUUCGAGUUUGAGCUCGAGUUGAAGUUCGAGUCAAAGUUCGAAUUCAAAACGAAAUUAUUCAUUUUAAAUUGUCGUCGGAAAUGCGAUAUGUGAAUCUUACUCCGUUCCUUUUGGGGGGAGGAGAGGGAGGGAGGGAGGGGUGGGGGCGGGCUAAAAAAUGUUUAUCCGGGAGGCUCCCACCUGAGGUCCAACCCCGUACCCUGUUUUACACCAUUUCUCACAACAAAGGUACCCCUUUCGUAUACCUUCUAUUGACAAAUGGUACCCCUUUCACAUACCUUGUUUAGAACUUCGCAUCCCCUUUUACUGCUGCAAAUGUAAUCUUUCGAAUAGGAAUUAAUCACAUAAAAGGACGUUUUAAAAGACUUUUUAACGCCAUAAAAUUCAUCUGUUAGCCCUUUUGGUAGGGAUGUUUGAGUUUGCAAUCGAGUUCGAGUUCGAGUUCGAUUUGGACUUCCCCGAGUUAAACUUCGAGUUGGACUUCAAAAGUUCGAAUUAUUUUAAAUCAUUAUUAAAUAAAUUCUGAAAACCCAAUUAACAGUAGCGUGGAAGCCGAAAGCGUUUUGCCUUGGAUCAGUUGCCAUCUUCUCAAAAGGUGUUAUAAAGUAUAAACUGCUUGCAGUCCGCCUUUUCUUCUUAAAAUAAGUCUAGUAAUUAUCUCAGCCAGUGCAAUCGCAAAAAACGCGCUGCUUGAGUUUGGCGUGCAGUAACUUUGCAAAGAAAAAUAAGAGACUGCUCGCAGCUAAUAUAUUACCGUGAGCGUUCAUAAGGCGUUUGUGAACCGCGAAUCGACAUAUUCUAGUCGAUUUUCCUUAGCUGGAAGCCCAAGCCAUUUUGAAGGGAAAACCAAAAUAGAAAAGUUGGUAGUAACGUUUCCAUGAACAAUUUUUCCCCUCUACUAGCUAAGCCCCAUGUACCGAACACUUAAGUUCCCUAAUGGGCCUUUCCGGGGCGUUACCAAUCCAAGCACGCGUUUCCUCGCGUGCCCGUUCGUAAAAUGCAUCCAAACGGCUUAAACACUGUAAACAAACAUCUGUUAACCGAAAGAAAAUUUCAGAGGAAAUUCAGUGAGACUUAUGACUGCCGUGCAUGUCGCGAUAUGACCAGAGCGAAUAUACAGUAAUUAGACCCUAAUUACACAUUGUCGGAAACCUCAUUCUGUCUUGGUCCUCUUGUCGAGAGACAUUAGGGCCAUUUAUACGAGGAAAAAUAAGACGCGUCUUACAUAAGACGCGAACUUUCCGUAUAAACGGCCCAGGGGGGGUACUCUGGAAAUCAAGUGACGGGGAUGAUCGAAUGGAGCCUAAAGUCAAGACCCAAAAAAAUCCCUAGGGCUUCCAGCAAAACCCAAAAAACUCCUGGACCAAAAAUGCAGACUAUUGUAUAACACGUGCGAUGUAAAGCGACACCAUAGUUAACUAUUAAACAACAGCAAAACACGUUUGUUUGUACUUUCGCAGAACUACGCAGCCAGGGCACUACCGAUUCUUGUUAAUACCCCCCAAAAAUCCCUACUCAAAUCAAGCUACCCAAAAAAAUACUUGCCAAAUUUUCGUACCUAAAAAAAUCCCGGAAUCGAAAAUUUCAAACCCCAAAAAAUCCCUUGAAAUCCCGAGUAACCCCCCUGGGAUAAACGGCACAUUUCGUCUAAAAUAAGACGCGGCUUAGCUAAGACGCGUCUUAUUAGAUAAGACAUGCUCGUAUAAAUGGUACAGUUCGCGUCUUAUUUUUCCUCGUAUAAAUGGCCCUAUUGUAAUCAGUUGGGGGAAAUCUGAUAGAAAUCUGAGGUAUGACCUUCAGUAGCUUUUUAUACUGUGCCAUCCAUUCGGUAAAAUAAGCAUGAUGAGCGGGAAUUACUGCGAUUCACAAACGUCAUUUAUUUAUGUAGUAUAUUCUAUAAACCAUUUUGAUCUCAGUUGAAGAUAAUAUUUCAAUUUCACUGCAUUACCACGUUUGUGUUCUGAGUGCACUUUGAUAUUAAUUUUCGAUUGCUAUCCAUAUUUGUACCAUUAUUUGACCCGACCAUGGCGUAAAUUGGAGAAACUGAGCAAUCCUGCUUUGACAAUAAUCCCUUAAUGCUCCCUAAAAUUCUUCAUUUUCUGCUGUUUUGUCAUGCAGAAAUGCAAAGAUUUAGACUGCAGGUACCACGCUUUGUAAUGAGUCCAUCUGUGUGAUACCUUUUUAGUUUCAUAAACACAACGUAUUAACUGCCUUGAGCGCUUUACCCUCUUGAUUGUUCGCAAGGUUACAACCAGUUUGCGUUUCACAAAUACCUGGUAUUUACACUGACAUCACAAUGGAACAGAUGAAUAGCUUUACUUGUUUACACUUAUAUUCAGCUGCCCUGAGUGUACGAGGGUAAUCGAAAGCACGAGGCUGGGAAGCUUCAUUGAAAUUCAAGGGUCCAAGGGAAAAUGAUUGAAUAUAAUGGAGAAGUGUGUACUGUGCAGUGGUUUACGGAUCCGCCCAAACCAUCCGGGUGGUAUCGCAAAUAUAUAGAGAAAGAACAAUAGAGGAAUUGUCAACCAAUCAGGAAGACUAACGUCACCAAAUCAGAUCAGACUGAUUGGAUAGUUCUUUUUCUUUGUUUGAGACUUGUUUAUUCAGUAAUUUGCAAUUGAAUGAGAUGAAAAGGGUCUACGUAAGAAUUAUCAAGGAAUACAAAAUAACCUUCUUGCUAGCCUACCCCUUAAUUGAAACAAUUUAUAAGACGUUCUCGCACGGGAAAAGAUACCUUCUGAUAAAGACUCAUUCUUGAUUUAGGAUCGCUACGAUCGAUGAUCAAAAAAGUUCAACGAUCGCAACGAUUAACUGAAAAACAGCGCUUCAACGAAUCGUAGCGGUCGCUAACAAAGUAUAAAAGUUCAGAUUACUAGACUUUGUCGGCUGUUUGUUUGGCGAUCAACGAUCAUGAUGAAACUAGGUUUUCUUGAGCAGCUACGUAAGACAAUCUGAUUGUUCAGUUAAAAGCGGAGUUUGUUAUUUCACUUUUAAUUUCUUUUAAAUCCGAUCUCUGCUUUAGCAAAGCAAAUUGCGUUAAUAAACGGAUUGAUAAAACACCUUCUAUUUUAAUCUUAAUACAGCAAACUGCGCGUUCAUAUGUAAUAAGAGAAAGAUUAACGAAUGUGUAAACAGACUACGAUUCACUUCACGAUCAAGUUAGCAUUUUAUACAGGAUUUGGAAAGACAAAAACCUUACUGUGUUUGAGAAUUUUUGUUUUUGGGGCCUAUAAACACAAACCAAUCGAUCAAAGUCCCUCUGAUCUUAAACUGCUCAACAAAUAGGCGAGAGAGAUAAAGAUUAAGUUUUAAAUACUACCGAUUCAGUACUCGUCAAAUCAUUUAUUCAUAUGUAUUCGUUGUCCCGGUUAAAAUUGUUUCAGAAAUUCUUAAAAGCAAACACAAUAUAUGCCUUUAAGUUACAAUGCCUUUUGUUUCAGCAGACAAUAACCAUGCAAAUAAGCAAACAACCUGGCUGUUAAGUCUCCGAUUUAAUACACGUAAUUUGAAUAUAGAAUUAUGUACUUUCCCUUAACCAAAAAUUAUUCUUGUGGUCCAAACAUAGUGGAAUCGCUUUCGCCCAUCCAUGCUAUCUGGUACCCCAUAAAAAAGGGCCAGAAUCUCUCAUCCUGACUGGUUAAAGGUGAUGUUUAUUAUUUGUAAUUUUUCGUUAUAAAUCUGAUAAAUCCAUAAUCUGAUUCAUUAUGGUAAAUGAACUGAGUGGAGUACAAUUCAGUCUGAAAUCAUACGCGCGAUUUCAAAAUAGCGAGAUCGAUUUUACAACAUGAAGUUCAAUUCCUACCUUAUUACGGCCAUUAUGAAAUCGCAUAAUUCAGUUCGCAGUACCAAUAUAUACAUAUAUAUUCGCAGUACCUAAAGGCUUUUACAUCUCUUUUUGUAUUUAAGACAAAAAUUAUGCGAUACAGACCAAAAAUGGUGCGAUUUAAAGCACAUGGGCACCCAACGACGGUUUCCUCCUAAAUGCAAUGGAAACAUCUUCAAGACUAUCCAGACUACUUUUAGAUCCCUUGAAAUGCAUUCUAAGUCGGAUUCUAAGCGGCGCUAUAAAAAUUUGUAUCUGUUCUGUCAUUCUGUGGGAAAUUCCAUCGCAUUUUUGAAUCGGAAAUUUUAGGUUUCGUUUUUUAAAGAAAAAUAACCUAAUCUUGGGAGUGAAAUGUGACUGAAAUUAAACUUCAGAAAUUCUUGGGGAAUUUUUUUACAUGAGCUUCAAAAAUUGUACCUGAAUGGAACGGUCAUCUAGAACGUUAAAUCCUGCCUCAAGUAAUAGAAAAUUCUAGGCCAAAACAUUGAAGGUAAGGCUGAUCGGACAGUUAAGGGUUAUGCAUAUAUUUGCCCAAUAUUUCGACUAGACAAAACUAGUCUUCAUCACGGGCUAGAAAAGCUAAGGAAACCGUCUACUGGAAUCUACUUUUUUAUAACGAAUAUUAGAUUUAUAUCUGUCUCAUGUUAAACUGAGUUGGGGUGCAACUUACUAUCUCUAUUUAUUUCUCAGGAAAAUUCUUUGAAGGAGUGGUCUUUCAAGAAAGCCAUCAGAAUUCAGACCUACAGUUCUUAUCACCCUAUUCCUGUUCCGUUUAAUAUCAUCUCAAAUCUUAUAUUGGGUUUGCUUUGGCUUUGGAGAGUAUGCAGUCGUGGUCGAACAGUAAGUCCAACGAUUUAACUACUAAAUUUGGCUGUAGCCGUCGCAUACACUUGUCAAUGUGUGCUAGGGUUACCCUAGCAAGAGGGUUACACUACCUGCCUUGUAAACGCUCAGCUGAGGAUAACUCGCCUACCCGGGUCAACCUUCCGCCGUCAUGCGUGACCAGUAAUUGUGCUAAUUUGAACGGUAUUAUCCAAUUUUUGAGCUUAAUCAUAAACAUCUGAAAAAUAAAAAGGUUUUUCCUGUCUACGGUGACACUUUUUUUCCUUUUUUUGGAAUUGACGUGUUUUCCAUAAAGAACUUCAAGAUUAUUCUCGCGGAUCGGGUUUUAUAAUUUUGUAGCACGCGCAGUGCGCUUAUCGCGCGAGGAUCGCAAGCGGAGUGCGAUUUCGCCUUGGUCAUAAAUCUUUCUAUUGGUUUGGUAUCCGCAGUUGCCUAGCAACAAACCAUAAAGAAACUCUAGAAGACGCCAUUUGGCAUGACGUCAUCGUGCAGUUUUGUAUUCCAGGCAAAACAACUGGUUAGCCACCGACCAGAUUUUUCAUCCUCUGUUUGCUGCACGUUCGUUGGCGAAUCGCUAAGUAUUUUUGCUCAAAUAACAGCAGGCUGCAAACACAACAUUGCCUGAUUCGACAAGGGGCUGGAAAUCCUUGCUGUGGCUAUCACUUAAACACCGAGAGAAAGGCAACCUAAACUUCAGCGAGAGCAACAAAGAAGACGAGUACGUUCAUCGAGCGGCUCUUAUAAAGCCUGAGAGUGAAUGAACAAGGAAAUAAUGCGAAGUGGCUUUGAAAUAGUUGUUUAAGCUAUUUUUCCUCAAAUGUAUAUUUGAAUUCAUGAUAAAACACCUCCAUAAAGUUCAAACAGUGUGAAUGGUAGAGAAAAAAUAUUUUAAUGCCUCAAGGCUAUUAAUUUUAAAUGGUCUUUGCGUAGUGGUCGCAUAGCCCAGUUGCAUGCAGGCUUACUUUUUGCGCUGGAGGAGGUUGAGGUGCAGGUUCAAAUCUCGGCGUGGCUACUCGCAGGUUUUUUUUCUUUUUUUUUUUUUAACAUCGUGUUUUUACUUUUUGGCUUAUUCUCAUUGCCGACCCAUUUUAGCUUCGCGAGACUUUUGCGAUAAGGUAUUUCUAUUUUCAAAUUUUGGACCGUUGCAAAGAAUGUCACGCAUGACGAAACACGUCAGUAAAGCUGGCAAAGUUGACCCGGGUGUUAGGGUAACCCUACCUGUGAAAUUUGCUUGUAAACCAGAACUAACUUUAACCGGCUUACUAGAGUAAACCUAGCACAGGGUAACUCUCUCCUUGUAAACAGGCCCUUAGAGUGGGAUGUAGCGACAUGAAAUAUUCCUUUUUAGUUGAUUUAUUAUUAUUGAAUAGAAAUGACAGCAACAAUACAAUAUAUUAUUUUAUGACUAAUUUUAUGAAUAGUUAAACCAAUAUUUUCGCUUUCCUUUCGACCAAGGAAAAAGAAGUGGACCAUAAGAACAUGAGUCCUAGCUACUGCCUGUGAACUUGAAAAGAAGUAAAACGUUUUUUCAAGUUAUCCCCUUGAAAAUAUAUGGAGCUCUCGUCAUCAGUUAAAAGUAUAUAAGACUUUUACGAUAGUCGCUGAUCACUUUGCGGUGUGUUGCUUUUCUCAGUACUUUUCCUGGGCCUGCCUGGGUUGAUUCUUCUCAGGUAUAAUUAGAAUAAUGUGUAGUGAAACUGAAGAAGGUGUUUUACUAUUUGUUGAUAUAGGGUACAAAUGAAAGAAGAUCCCGAACUCGAAGAUCACGAAUGGAACGUAAGAUGCUGCAACUGAAUGUAAGGAUUUUAGGAAAAUGUCUUUUUUAAAAAUUUUCUUUUGAAGUAGGUACCAUUUACAAUGUAAUGUUAUCAAAUAGUUAAACAGUUUUAAAAAUGGCGUCAAGAACAUUGCAUGUCCUUCUUCAUCAAGAAAUGAAAUUGGAAAUUCUCAAAAUGUCAAAUUUUCACGGUAUAUUAAUUAUAGUUAACGUUUGAUGCGGAAUUAACCAUUGUGGGAAAUUUGUUAUAAAAGUUUAGGGAAGCUAUGUGUAAAAGCAGACUGUUUCUGCUUAAAUGAGGUUUUCCUUAUUAUUGACAACUGAGUUCAUGGUGGUGCAUACACAAUUGGCAAUUUGUGGGAUAUAAUGCAAACUGUUUUUAAAAAUCUGUGAUUGCGGGCGAGCAAAAUACGAGCCCACAGUCGUAGUCUUGGUGGGGUGGUCAGCGGCACAGUGUAAGAAACUGUAUAGAGAGGUUUUUGCAAAAUCUGUCCACAAUCUUGGGAUGCCCAUGUUGUACCACUAAUAUGCAUGGAAUCUAACCGCGAAGGCCCUGGUGUUGAGUUUAGGUUCCAUCUGAUGACUGAUGUCCCAGCCGUAAUCUUCCGAAGAACAAUUACAACAUGUUUGUUUGUUUCGAAUCCACGUAGUCAGCUUAUAAAUUCACGUAAUCGUGAAAGCGGUUCUCAAAAUCAAUUGCACCUCUAAGGUAAACGCACAUGUUCAACCGCACUUCUUAACCGUUGGUUACUGCUAGUUGCAUAUAGCUUUCAAUUAUUAUGCCAUUUAUAAACCCGCGUGGAGCUAUUAUUAACCCAAUUAAUACUACAUGUACCCCGGUAACCCUAUAGGCACAAAGCCAUAGGGCUGACCUUUCAAGUUUGUAGUUUCUUUAUUUUCUUGCAGGAAGAAUCUUUGGAUCUGGUUGUCAAACAUCUUCAAGUUACUUAUUUUGCAACGUAUGGAUAUGCGUUUCCGCUUACAGGUUAAUUUUACACUCCAUUAUAAUUAUCAGUUAAGAAUUCGAUCCAUUAGUACGUCAUAAAAGUAACCAGUAAGUAUUUUAAACAAUAAUUCAUUUUGAAAAAGUGAAAAAAUAACUUUGUUGAAGGAAUCAAAGAAAGGAAGAAUGAAAACAAAAGAAAAGAAAAUGAGUGAAUAAGUGUUGAAGCAGACUGAGCAUUGUCCCUAGAGCUACAUACCCAGGAUGAUAGUGCCUUCCCUUGUACUGAUGGCACUGACUUGAAAUCUUUUGUGGUCAAGUGAAUCACCUCCAAAAUUGAAUCUGCUGCACAUAGACCCAGAGGUUUUAUUAGCAGAGGUGAUACAAGAAGCCCUGGGCUUCUGACGUGAUACUUGUUGGUACUGUAUAUUAUAAAACUUAUUUACUUUUAAACAGACAAGGGAAAAAUGGAUAAGGUAUUACUGGAGACCACAAAGAUGAGACAAAUGAGCAGCCAGAUUGCGUAUUCGACUUUUAGUUCCAGUGGGUCUAAAGACAGAUCAUUUCCUGUUGGACCCCAGGUAUUUUGUGUCCUCCUUUACUUGCUUGAAGUAGCGACCCUAAAAUGGCAUUAAAAGGGCAAGAGUUUACCAGAAAGGAGAAAGUAGGGACUGGGUAGUGCUUUCCUUUUGGCAUCAACCCCUGUCUUAUCCUAGGUAUCCCUCAUCAGCUAAGAAGCAAACUUUGUAUAUGAAGUGACUCUCUGGCCUUAUUUUAAUCCUAUACCCCCCAUUGAUGAGGUACAUGUGAGACGAAUAUUGACGCUGAAAUAUAUUAAAGUGCAAUCAAGUAAAAUGUUGAUUUCAGUUUGUCAAGGCACUGCACUGAAAUCAAUCCAUUUUCAUUAUUUUUUGUUUUGUUUUUCGCUUAAAUUAAUAAAUAAGCGUAGGCGGAAACAUACACUGCUCACAAAACAGGUCCCAUGGCCCUCAAGGCCUUUUAUCAUCCGUUAGUCCAUUUCCGAGGGUGGCCGCUUGCUCGAGAUUUUCGCCUAUAUUCUCUCCUUUCAUUUUAUCGCGCUUUUUUUUCAGGCAUGGAAAAGUGAAGGAAUAAAGAUUGAAGGUUCUCUUCUAAUGUACGAAGGGAUUGAGUCUUGUCAGAAGUGCAGGAAUAAUCCAACAAUAUCGCAAAGAAAUCAUGGUGCCAGGUAUCUGGUCCCAUUCUCUCCAGAGUGUCCGCAUUUCGAGGUAUGACACAGGAACGUUAACAGCGAGUAUUGCUGAAUGUUAACGUUCGAUGGUAAUAGCAUGAAUGCUCAAAAUAAGGAAACAAUGCCUCUUUAAAACUAAAUUGCUGUAACAGAAAUUAAAAAAACCCGACUUAAAAUGGAGAUAAAAAAAAUUGAGCCACUCAUUGUGAUAUGAGGAAACUUGGCUACCUCCCCGCUCCCUUCCCAAACAAUGUGGAAUCUCUAGAAAGAUGGAUGCAAACUAUAUUAGUUAUUUGUUUGAAAACCAAAUGCUGGAGGUAGGGGAGGAGGAAUCAAGGAAUAUAUCAGAAGCCAACCAAAAUUGUUGCUUCGAGUAUAAUUCUAAAUAAUAAUUACCUGGAAGGGUUUUCCCAACUGCCCAAGGUUCGUUUAACUCUAGCUCAUUGCAAUUUAAUGGAGGCGGUCACUUGUUCACUUGACCUGUACCCGUGAAGACUGCAUGGCGUGUAAUAUAGUGGCUAGUGAGGAUAAAACGUAAUUACGAAGUGGAACAUGCUCUCCCUGUUGUGAUGACAUGGACGAAAAACGAUUUGGAACUUAUCGAAAAGAAACAUCGCGCCAUGUUCACCGACACUUAUUCACCUAUCAUUGUGAGAUUCCUAGCUGUGAAAUUGUUUUCAUUUUCACGAUAGGUUCUUAUUCUUGAAUCAGGGGAGCGUAGAAGCCUAGAGGUAGGAGUAGCAAGGAAAAAUUAUCGAAGCCAUAUUAUACGUGCUAAAGGAUGGAAAAACGAAUGUGUCGGAUAUCACAUUAAAGGAGACAUUUUCGAUGCUGCCGUAGCGAAGUCAAUCGUCGAAAUUGAAGGUGACCAGUGCUGUUUAAUGCAAUGUAGUAGAUGCAUCAGCUAAGAAUUUUAUUAUUAUUAUUUCGUAUAUUUAUUGAAAUUGUCAAUUUCCUAUGAUAUUCAGAAGGGAGGGUUAUAAGAUUAUCGCCUGUUAUAAAAACAGUUCACUCAGUGUCGACUGUGUCCUCAAUUCAGAAUACGGGCAGUACUGAGACCUUACUGAUCAAACUUGAGCUUCAUUUUGAGGGAUUCAGGUUAUAUCCAUUAGGGGCUUUCCUGAAUGUAGUUACAAACGUAUUGCCUUCUCAGUCAUUCCACCGUACUAGCUAUCGCCCCAUGUACGGAAAUCCGGAUAUUAGAAUCCUGGAAACGUUUGCUUGUGGGAUCUGGAAUCCGGGAGGUGUUUGUUUAUGGAAUCCGGAAUUCUAGGCUUUGGAACCCGGAAUACAACUCAAGGAAUCCGGAAUCCCAUUAAAGAGUGCAAUCCGGGAAUCCAAGUUUCACUGACAAUAUUCAGUAUAUAGUACCUGGAAUUAGGAAUCCAUGGCGUGGAAUCCAGACAUUCCAAAACUGUCUUGGAUACCCUUACAUGGGGCGAUAGCAAAGUAAACUGAUAAAUAUUUUAGUUUAUUCUCGUCUCAUUCGUAUCAUCCCUUUCAGAUGCUAUGGCUGAUCGCGGCGACUUAAUUGGGUGUACAGUAAUGUUUCAUAUGGCUGAAAAAGGAAUUGUCCCAAUCACAUUCACAAUUAAUGGAAGAGCGAUCACCAAUGUGCUUUUUUGUGUUGCGUUUGAUCAGGAGGACUUGAAACUCUUUCCAUUUGUCAGCAUGGGUCACGAGGGAGUCGUUGUCGCUACCAGGGUAUGUAAUUUGCAAAAUACAUUCAUCUAGUCAGUAGAUGAAAUAAAAUAAAUAUCAUUAAUUUUUUAAUGAUAUUUUUUCUUAGAUGAGGCAUCGUGACAAUAUAGAUGGCAUCCCCUAUCUCCCUGCAAAUGAAGUAACAAAUAACAAUAAUAUCACAUCAUUUGAUUCAAAGUUGGGUCAUCAAACUUCAACAACAGCAGGAAGUGAUGCCAGAGAUGUUUAUCGGGAACUACAGUACGCCAGUGCAAGAUUCAGAAGAAUCAGAGAUGAUAUUCUUGACAACUUAAAAAUUAAUUUUAGACGAUUGGAAGACGUCUUCAAUGACUGGAAUAAAGAAUGCUUCGAAAUGAGGGAGAAUGAUUUAAAGGCUAAGUAUAGUAACCCCAUUCUGCGAAAAAAGAUUAAAAAAUUUCUUGAUGGCCUUAAAGAGAUUGAAGAGCUAGGGAGAAAGUCGAACAUAAAGUUGAGUACAAUCGUAUAA
Porites lobata is the source of this 17939-nucleotide messenger RNA. The record is from the annotation of a GenBank genome assembly. Lineage: Eukaryota; Metazoa; Cnidaria; Anthozoa; Scleractinia; Poritidae.